Messenger RNA from Hermetia illucens (black soldier fly), 1819 nucleotides. RefSeq names its product retinal dehydrogenase 2-like. The record is from RefSeq and is a predicted model, not a curated record. The transcript has 7 exons. Lineage: Eukaryota; Metazoa; Arthropoda; Insecta; Diptera; Stratiomyidae. The coding region runs from base 302 to 1774 and encodes 490 amino acids. Gene Ontology annotation, molecular function: aldehyde dehydrogenase (NAD+) activity.
ACAUAUGAGUACCUAGGGAGACGUGGUAUUGGAGGCUUGAGCCGGCUAUCAGUAAGUUUAUUUUUAUCUGCCGGCGAAAUUGUUGUUUUGAUGUACUGAGGUCGAUUAUGUUGAUAUGCGUGGGAGAUUUGCGAAUUUGUGUUUGGUUGCUUUGACUGUAAAACUUGAAUUUAAAGCGGCGUAAGUUCCUGGAUAUUUUUAGUAAGGCGCUCGUUUAGUGCUGGUCCAGUUCACUUUGGCUGCGUGGAAUUCUAGUAGUGGCUUUAGUUUGAAGUGAACAUAUUGUGAGCUACGUACGAAGAUGGCUAAUCCUAAUCAAGAAAUUAAAUAUACCAAGAUUUUCAUCAACAAUGAAUUCGUGGAUUCUGUAUCAGGCAAGACCUUCCCUACCAUCAACCCUGCGACCAAAAAGAAAAUAGCUGACAUCGCGGAAGGAGAUAAAGCUGACGUUGAUCUAGCUGUUGCUGCUGCUAAAGCCGCAUUUGCCAGAGGAUCAGAAUGGCGGAAACUAGACCCACCCGCACGUGGAAAACUCAUUUUAAAGUUUGCGGAAUUGCUUCAACGUGACGCAACCAUCCUUGCCAAUCUCGAAUCCUUAGAUAAUGGAAAACCUUUCGGUGACUCUGUAUUUGAUAUUACAUGCGCUGUGGAAACAUUCGAAUACUAUGCAGGAUGGUGCGACAAAUACUUCGGUGAAACAGUACCAGCCCCUGGAACUAUGGUGUCAUUUACUCGUAAAGAACCUGUUGGUGUUGUUGGACAAAUUAUUCCAUGGAAUUAUCCUAUUUUGAUGCUUGCUUGGAAGUGGGCCCCAGCACUUGCAGCAGGUUGCACAAUUGUCCUAAAGCCGGCCGAGCAAACCCCACUUACAGCUCUUUAUUGUGCGGCUUUGACCAAGGAAGCUGGUUUCCCUGCGGGCGUUAUAAACGUUGUUCCUGGUUAUGGACCAACAGCUGGAGCGGCUAUUUCAAAUCACAUGGAGAUUCAGAAGAUUGCAUUCACAGGAUCGGUUCCAGUUGGUAAAAUUAUCAUGCAAGCAGCGGCCACAUCAAAUUUGAAGAGAGUCACUUUGGAAUUAGGCGGAAAGAGUCCUUUGGUCAUUUGUGACGAUGCUGAUUUGGACGAAGCCGUCAAGAUUGCUCAUAACGCCAUAUUCGCCAACCAUGGUCAAAACUGCUGUGCUGGUAGCCGGACCUUUGUACAAGAAAAUAUUUACGAUGCAUUUGUGGCAAAAGCUUCGGCUAUGGCUAAAGCCCGAAAAGUCGGUAACCCAUUCGAAGAUGGAAUCGAGCAAGGACCUCAAGUUGAUGAUGAAAUGUACAACAAAGUUUUGGGAUACAUCGAAAGCGCAAAACAAGAGGGUGCGAAGCUUGAAGCUGGCGGAAAGGCUAUUGGAAGUGCUGGGUAUUUCAUCGAACCGACUGUGUUCUCCAAUGUUACUGAUAACAUGAAAAUCGCCCGUGAAGAAAUAUUCGGUCCGGUGCAGUCAAUCUUCAAAUUCAAAACUUUGGAUGAAGCUAUCGAAAGGGCCAAUAAUACAAUUUACGGAUUGGCAGCAGGCAUAGUUACGAAGGAUAUCAACAAAGCCCUUACUUUUGCCCAAUCUGUAAACGGAGGAUCUGUCUGGGUUAACUGCUACGAUUUCGUCAUUCCACAAGUUCCGUUUGGAGGUUUCAAUCAAUCUGGUAUCGGUCGCGAACUGGGAAAAGAUGGUUUGGAACAAUACCUGGAAACAAAAACUAUCACUAUUAACCUUACAUCACCAACAAACUAGUAUGGAUGAAGCAAGAAAAUAAACAUUUUUUGAGCAUGUGUGCUA